AAAGAAAGUUAAAUAAAUUACAAGAUGGACGCUUCUUACUUGCACUGCACUUAAACAUCACAGCACAAUUACCUAGAAUAAAUACAAUAAAACUAUUUUUAACAAGUAGAGAUUUUAGUUAAGCACAAGAGUAAAUAUAACAAUAAAAACUGGAAAAUGAAAAAUAUCAAAAUACCACAAAUGUGUACAACAAAAGCCACAAUUAAAUAGAAAAAAGCUGUGCAACCGGAAUACCGCAAAAAUUAAUGUGCCACAGAAAAAUGUCUUUAACCAUUUCAAUGUAAUGCCAAUUAAGCCAAAUUCGCAUUUAAGGCUUAUUUUGAAAGCUGCAAAAAUUCUGUGUAAGAAAAAAAAAUGAUAAAAUGCAAAGAAACCUAAAGAAACCGACAGACACCAGUGGGCAUUCAAUGAGAUCGACAGCAACAUGAGUAAAACGACAUCAAAAACUGCCAACUGUCAGUAAACUAGUAGCCUGCAAGUGCACCCGCAGCGAAGACGAAAAAAGAUAAAUAAAUAUAUGGAUAAAAAAGAAAAAUAAACAGCACUCCCUAGAGUUUAAAUUGCAGUUCGAUUUGCAGUCGAGGCCGGCGGCUUAAUUACGCAAUUAAAUUAUAUAUUUUGAGUGCCAUUUGGAGCCAGGAGAGUUCAGAGACCCCAUAGGAAUCUAAUGCAAAACAGCGGGAGAUAACUUCAUAAUUUCUGAUCGAAGCUUUUGGGGCAGCAGCCACACCAUGUGCCAUGGAGAGCCUGGGCCUGGGCAGCAGACGCAACAAUGGCAGCAACUCGACGGCCGCCCCCACGACGGGCCAGGGGGGCGUGGUCGGGGGCGGGGGCGUGGUCGGCAAGGUUUUGGUCCACACGAAACUAAAGCAACAACAGCAACAGCACUCGAAUCAGAAUUACUACACGCAGCAGCAGACGCAACUGCAGCGACUGAAGCAACAGCAGCAAAAGUUGCAACAGCAACAGCAGCAACAGCAACAACACCAAUUGGAGGCGGUGCACGGGGGCGUGGCUAAGCACUGCCUGCAGUUCCCACCACCGCCGGAUUAUCCACCACCCACCGGUGGUGGUUCCCCGGGCAAUACUCCCGGAAGACGACAGCUGUUGCCCCGAUAUCCCGAUCCAGAUCCGGAUGCCAUAGAGAUCUGCAAUGAGUCUGCGACCUUGGAGACAUCGCCACAUCAUCUCAAGCAGCUGGCGGCGCGGCACAGUAAGACUCUGGGCAGGAACCUGGGUCACCAGCAGCAGCAGCACCACCACCACACUGUUCACCUGCAUCAUGACUACUCGUAUGCCUACUACGAGCCCGGUGCCGCCAUGAGGCACUCCAAUGUGCCGGGAGCCGUUUCCUCAGCCGGAGGCGGCGGAGCUGGAGGCUCGUCAGUGGCGGCCACCGCCUCAUCCUCCUCCUCCUCGUCCGCCGACCCACCGCCCAACUCCAUAAGGGCCCUGCUCUCCAAGGGCAAGAAGAACAAACAGCUGGUGAGUCCGGCCACCCUGCAGUCCUACCAGACGCGCUACCACAAGAUGACCACCAAGGCGGGUCUGGGUCAGAGCGAGAACUUCUACGAGGAGAUCAAUGCGGCUGCCCUGCAGACCAGCAGUGGCCAUCAACUGCGCGGCACGGUGGGUUCCCAUUCGGCUGGCUCGCUGAACCAAACGCUGGUGGAGGAGGAGCUGCGUCGAGUGCAGAAUCGGCAUCACAAGAUACUGGGGGAGCUCAACUUGAGUGUGGAGGCCAUGCUGAUGCCGGAGAGUCCGCCCAAGUCCAUGGAGCAGCCGCCAGGGGCGGCAGGAUCUGGAGGAUCUGGAGGAUCAGCAUCGGGAUCGAUAUCGGGAUCCGAGAUCAUUCCACCGCAGCCGAGUGUGAGUGUGACGGCAGCCAGUGGACAACCGCCCACGAUUCUGGCCCGUCUGACCUCCGCCUCGGCGGACAAUAUCUGUGAUAGCGGCGGCGGCGGCGGCGGGGGCGACGGGGUGAAGAGGACCAAAGGUGCUCCUGGCGUGGAGCAGCUGCUGACCUCCACUUGCGGCGAUCUGGACAGCGGCUUCAGCGGCAGCAGUGGGGCCAGCUACAUUGGCAGCCUGCGCCUGAGCAAAACGCAGCACAUCAAGUGCGCCCGGCAAACGCCCACAGUGGGCACCCAGAGCUGUCGUUCGUUCCAGCGAGCGGCCACUGUAUACGACGAGGCUGGGAUGACUGGUGGUGGUGGUGGAGGGGGCCAAAGUGGCAGUGGCAGCAGCUUCCUUACCCGCGCCUCCUGUGGCCGCAGGAUCCUCAGCUGCGCCAGGAUACGGGCGGCCGAGGAUCCGGGACCCAAUCACCGGAUGCCAAGUGGCCAUGGAGUUCAAACGGUGCAGAACACCGCCACGGAAUCGAAGGCGAGGAGCUUCUGGAGUCACAAGGGCUGGCGAAAGCUACCAGGUUUCUCCACCUCAACGUCCAGCAUCAACGACACAGGUUUAUCAGAUGAACACAAACUGAACUCCGGCUCAUGGGAGGACACCUUGGACGAGCCGCACCACCACCAAGCGCACCACUCGCACCACCAACACCACCAGCACCACCAGCACCAGCAGCACCACUCGCACCUCGGCCAGCGGCACCAGCAGCAGACCUCGUUCAUUGGAUCACCGCCAUCCAGUGCGAGCAUCACCACCGCCCAGUUGCACAGCGCGUUUAGCCGGAGGAUCGCCGAGCAGCGGGAGCGGGAUCAGCGGGAGCAGCGGGACGGAGCGGGCUGCACCGCAGCCACAAUUGCCGGCGGAAGCUUCAGCGCCAACGGUGGCCAGGCUGCCGUUGGUGUCGGCGUUGGCAGUAGCAGCAGCUGCGGCAGCAGCAGCGAACGGGACACCAAAUCGCCCUGCCGUGAGCGGGACAGGAAUCUCGAGCGGGACAGGGAGCGGGACAAGGAGGAGCAGGGAGGUGCUAGGGAGGAGGAGGACGUACUCACCGAGGAGGAGCAGACCAGCAGCAGCGUGAGUUCGCUAAGUGCCGGCAACCAACGCAAUUCGCAAUUGCGUUCAACCUUCAACAAGGCCAAGCAGCAUUUGUCGUUUGACAAAUGGCGCACGGCCGCAACCGGAAGCGCAACAGGUUCCGCAUCUGCAUCCACAUCCGCAUCCGGACCAGGAUCAUCAACCACUGAGAACAACAACGCCACAAGCAACAUGAUUUUGCGCAGGGCCAGUGCCUGCACCAUGCCAUCGAGUGGCGGAGGAGGAGGAGGAGUUGGCGGAUCGGGUGGAUCCUCCCAGAGGGAGGAGGCCACCACGCCGGGUGAGUCGCCCGGCGGACGCCUGUCCCGCUGGUUCUCCAUCAGGCGCGGCUCCUCGCAUCAGUACGAUGUGGGUGGCCGCGAUGGACGCCACUCGACGGCCUCCAGUUUCGACACCCCCGACUCCGGAUCGGGAAACUCGCCGGUCACGGGAAAAGGUGGCUCCGGAUCGGCAGCUGGAUCCACUGGCGGAGUGGCCCAAGGAGCAGCGCUGGACGCCGCUUCGCCACAGAAGCUGGCCAACUUGGGAGCGAGUAAAAUGAUGCCCGGAGUGCCAGAGUCGGAGGAUGAUGAGGCGACCGCCAAUCGCUUCGACAUGGACCUGAUGAUGGCGCCGGGCAGCCGGGCCAACGGUACCGCUCGUACCGCCCACAACCGGCUGAUUGUCCCCAUGUUGCCGCCCGCCCCCGCCGGAUUGUCCCAGCAGCAGCUGAAGAGGCGCCACAUCGUGGCGGCCAUUGUCCACAGUGAGAACUCGUAUGUGGCCACCCUGCAGCGACUAGUCAAUGAUUACAAGAAACCGCUGGAGGAGUGCAGUCCGCCGGUGCUGAACCCAGUGAAGAUAGCCACCCUGUUCCAUUGCCUGCCGGACAUCCUGCACUCGCACAAGCUGUUCCGGAUCUCGCUGGCGGAGUGCGUCCGGAAUUGGGAUCGCGACGAGAAGAUUGGCGAUUGUUUCGUCAGCGCCUUCGGCAAGCCGCAGCUACUCGAGAUCUACUCGGGCUUCAUUAACAACUUCUCGGCGGCCAUGGAGCUGGCCAAGAUGGAGGAGAAGCGCAAGUCGGCGCUGGCCGACUUCUUCAAGGUCAAGCAGAUCAGCGCCCACGACCGGUUGUCGUUCUUCGGGCUGAUGGUAAAGCCGGUGCAGCGUUUCCCCCAGUUCAUCCUCUUCCUGCAGGAUCUGCUGAAGUACACCCCGCAGGGCCACCAUGAUCGGAUGUCGCUGCAGCUGGCCCUGUCGCAGCUGGAACUCCUGGCCGAGCUGCUCAACGAGAGCAAGCGGGAGGCGGAGCAGUACCAGGCCUUCAAGGAGAUGCUCGGCCACAUCUCGGGCACCUUCAAUGCCCGCUCCCUCAGCCUGAGCAGCGUGAGCGUCAGCGACUCCGCCGGCGGCCACCGGCCGAGGUACUUACUCCGCGAGGACAACGUCACCCACAUGGAGUUCAACCAGGCCGGGUUCAUUGUCAAGUGCAAGCAGCGCCGCCUGCUCCUGCUUAACGACAAAGUCAUCUGCGUGUCGGUGGCGCCCAAGCAGUCGCACGACUUCGGGGCCACCGAGAAGCUCACCUUCAAGUGGAUGUUCCCGGUCAACGACGUCGAGAUCGUGGACAACAGCACAUCGGCCACGCUCUCGAGGAUUCUCACAGCCGGUCUCAACCGCGGCGGCAGCCUGAAGUCCAACGGCAGCAGUGGCGCCAACGGCAGUCCGUAUGCCACCAGCACCCUGCCGGGACAUGGAGGCGGCUCCUCGAGCUUCCCCGGCUUCGGGGACCCGCACAGCUCGCCGGCCGCCCAGCUGACCAACGGGGCGGACAACCUGUGCAGCGAGAUGAGCACGCUGAUGUACGACUACGAGGUGAUCUCCCGCAUCCAGGACCUGGUGUGCAGCCUGAAGGGCAGCUACAAGGAGCUGAACGCCAACACCACGCGCAACGUGCUCAACCUCAUCCAGGGCUCCAUCCAGCGCAAGGACGAGGAGAUGGCCUGGGUGGACUCCUGCUGCCUGCAGCUCACCGGACGCCACAAGUCCGGCAAAGAGGAGACCUUCACAUUCCAGACGCAGACGCCGGCGGUGAAGAAGGAGUGGAUCACGGAGCUGCGUCUGGCCCAGCUGGCCCUCGAUCCGAACAACUCGCCGGCCUGGGAGCGUGGCGGCUCCCAUCCGCAGCCGGCCCAUCACCUUCAUCACCACCAUCCGCUACAGCAUGCGCACGCGGGAGCGGGCGAUCCCCGCCAGACGCAGGAGCAACAGCAGCUGCAGGAGGCCGUCCAGCAGAAGCAGUCGCGCAAAAUGCCACUCUUUGUCAAGGCGAUGCCUGUUUACAAGUCACAGCAUCAAACCGAGGUGCGCUGUGGAUGCUACUAUAGCAUCGCCAAUGACACCAAGCAGAGCGGAAACGCGCGACGCCGGCACAAGCAGCUGAACUACCUGUGGAUGUGCAGCAGCGAUGGCACCUCCUCGCACAUUACCGUUCUGGCCCAGCACCCCCAGCAGGCGGGUAAUCUCCGCGAGGCGGGGGCCUUCGAUCUCUUCGAGACGCAGGUCUCUGCCCUGGAGUUCGUCAAGGGAUUGGAUCAGCUAAGGACACGUGACGAGCCGGCCAGCCUGCUGGGCGACCUGGUUUGGCUCGGCACCGAUAGCCGCAAGAUUCUGGUCUACUCGGCCAGGAAUCCGGAGCAGGAGGAGCAGCUGGGCAGCUAUUCGGUGCCGGGAGCCGUGCAGCGGAUCCUCUACCACUUCGAUGCGGUCUAUGUGGCCCUGUCAGGGGCCACGGUGCUGAUCUUCCGCCGCGGGAACGACGGCGUCUGGCAGUUGCGCGAUCCGCAGACCAUUCGGCUGGGCGACUCCGACCUGGUGGUGCCCAGCCUGCUGCCCAUCAACAUGUGCAUCUACGCUUCGUGCGCUAAUCGGGUGUAUGUGCUAAACGCCCUGAAUGGCGAGAUCCAGCGGAGCUUCGAGGUGCAGCAUGGGGCGAGUCAGCAGGUGAACCUGAUGGCCCACUCGGGCAUCGGCCUAUGGAUCUCGCUGAAGAACUCGACGAUGCUGUGCUUGUACCACACGGAGACAUUCAAGCACCUGCAGGACAUCAACAUAGCCUCCAGUGUCCUGCGACACGAUGGCAAGAAGGAGCAGCCGCUGAACAACAGCUCCGUGUAUGUCACCGCCUUGAUGGCCUGCAAGGGACUGCUCUGGGUGGGCACCAAUGUGGGCAUCGCGGUGACCAUACCGCUGCCCCGACUGGAGGGCGUGCCCAUCAUUAGCGGUGGCAUCAACAUGUCCUGCCACGCGCACUUCGGACCGAUCACCUUUUUGUUGCCGCUGAUUCCGAAGGUCUAUCCCGCCUACAAGCCACCGCCGGUGGGAGCAGCUCCACUGGUGCCCAGCAUGGGCGACGAUCUCCAGCUGCCGGCCAUCGAUGCGGAUCCCAAGAUCGUCCAGGAGCUGGACGACGGUGCGGUGGUGCUGCGACGGGAUCUGGUCAAGACGGAGGAGGCGGUGGUGCCCAGCACCCCCGGCGCGGACUCGGCGGCCUCAUCGCCGCGCAGCUCUAAGCUGGACAAGCAGAACUCGCUGGACCAGAGCUUCUCGGCCAAAAUACGCGCCUCGCUGGCUAACUCGCCGGCGUUCCACCGCAAGCGAUUCCGCGAUGAUCCAAGCCGGAUGUCCAAGACCUUGCCCCGUGGCCUGGGAGCCACUGCAGCCGGUGGCGGUGGCGGAGGAGGAAGUGGAGGUGGAGGAGGAAGUGCAUCGGGCUCGGGCACUGGCAGUGGAAACACUUCGCAGCACGGCGAGCAUGGCAUCUGCGAUGUUUACGGCCUGUAUGGCAAGUUGAUAUUCGUGAAGGAGGACUACGAUGCGGAGGAGGGCAACCAGGGCAACCUGAUGGACAUGAUGUACGAGGGAAUGCGGCGCUCCGACCCAGAAUUGGCGGCCAUACCGGGCAAGGUGUGCACCCUGGACAGGCGAUUGCGCAUGAAGGCCUCGCGGCCGAGGUCGCUGGACCUGUCCAACUGGUCCGUGGACUCCAAGUCCUCCAGCCUGUACACCUCGUCGGGCAGCGAGGAGAGCAUGGGCAUCCGGCACUUUGGCGGACGAUCCGUGUCCCGCAACAGCAGCAGUGCCAGCCACAAGACCUCCGGCACAGGCAGCGAUCUGGGCAACAUAUCCGAGAACGGGCUGAUGACCACGGCGGACAUCCAUCACCACCACCAGCAACAGCAGCAGCAGCAGCAGCAGCUGCAGCUUAGCAGCUCGGCCAAGCCGGAGGAAAUGAGCAGACUGGGUGCAGUAAACCCAGGCUCACUGGACAAGCCCGCCGCCGCGGUGGCCACCCUGAAGCGGAAGCAGAAGCAGAACACCAAGCAGCAGCAGCAGCAGAGCGCCGACGGACCGAGGACGGUGAUCACCCUUAUGGGCGGACGCGGCUACUGGCGCCAGAUGUGGUACAACGGGGCGGGUGGCUCGCCCAGCCAUAAGAACAGCAGCUCUGGUGGCGGCAGCGGAGGCAGUGGUUCCUCCGGCUCCGGGGGCCAGGCCAUGCAGUCGGGCAACCCCAGCUGCUCGCCACUCACGGCCAACUCCAAUGACGCCCACAUCGUGGUGUGGGAGAAAAAGUUAUAAUCGCAGGAGCUGGUGUGCUGCUGCACCCUUCAGCAGCAUCCCCACCAGCACCAUCCGCCGCUCACCGAGCUGUGGCGCCGCGUGGGCGAGCAGCACCAGCAGCAGCAACAGCAGCUGCAGCAGGGUCAGCGCCGUGGGCGCGGACGAGUCCGCUUCCGCGGAUCCUUCAUUCAGCGCGAUCGCAGUGCCGGCAACGAUGGAGUAGGAGGAUCAGGAGCAGCUGGAGGAUCGGGGGGCAUGCUGGGUGCCAGUCUGAAGCGACUGACCAAACUGAAGCGCGGCGGCAGCCUCAAGGAGUUCUAGAUUCGCGUGUACAUUGUUUUCGAAAUUUAGUUUGUAGCUCGUAGGCUUACGUUUAGGCACAAAAACCGUGGAAUUCUUUUUGCGUUUGCUGCAAGCGGGAAUAUCGAAUAUAUUUAUUAGCGGCCCUCGUUGUUGCGUUUCCCAUCCAAAUCGGAUAGUCAGCUCCGAAACACCCAAGUAUUCCAAAAUGUACAGAUUUAUGGAUAAACUGUACUGAUUUCAUAUCAAAUGUAUUCUAUCAAAUCAUUAAUAUUUAUUUUUAAGUGAUUCAAAUUACAUUUUCUUGUUAAAAGCAUUUAGAUUCUUCAAAAAUCUCUAGACCAAAUAUUCUUGCAAGUAAUGCUUAAUUUUUUAUAAACUAAAAUAUCUCUUCGUUGGAAAAUCAUUUGUGAUAGUUUCCAAACCACAUUUAAAACUCAAACUUACAUUUUCUUAAUUUUGUAAUCAUAUUUACCAUUACUUUUUCAAAACCGAUGUCAAAAUCGAUCGAUAGCUUUUGGGAAAAGCUAGGCUUGAUUCCGAUUUGGAAGCGGAAGCGGCCACCGGGGUGUAUAUAUAGCGAAUGUUUCUGGAGAAACCUAGUGUUUAGUCAGCUUUUUCUCAAACUUGAACAGCCAACUAUCUCUUUUCGUUCUUGAUUCUCGCGUAAGAAGUGAAACUUAGACCUAGGGAAAUGUUUUUUUUUUCGUAUGUAGUUCAUAACUGAAUAUCCAAAUAUACAAGUGGUUUUUUUUUUCGAUAGUUGUGUAAGCACAUUAUGUUACUUAGGAUAUAAGUAUUUAGUAUUUCGAUAAGCGGUAGAGCACACACACAAGAGAGCGGCCAAGCCAACAAGCUAAGGGGAAUGAUGUUGUCUGUACAAUAAGAUUUAAAACAAAACGAAAGAGCAUUGUUAAAGUAUCCGGGAAUCUGUCGAAAGAGCAGGACUUUGUGGAUGGUGUAUAACAUGAUUAUACAGAUGGCUAUUUGGCCCCAUUCUGCGACCAUGAAGGGCACUUCCUUUUCGGGUUUUUGUAGACCUUUCGGAGGUGAAAACUCUGAAGCAGCUGGCAGCACUUUCCUUAUGUAUGUAUUAUAACGAAAUUAGACUUAAACGUACUCCCCAUUUGCGGAAAACCCCAAUUUCUAGUACUCUAAUGCCUGUAUUUGUGAACAUUUACAACAAGCAUUCAAGAAAUAAAAAACAAAUCGUUUUU
Messenger RNA from Drosophila suzukii, 9122 nucleotides. RefSeq names its product rho guanine nucleotide exchange factor 10. Lineage: Eukaryota; Metazoa; Arthropoda; Insecta; Diptera; Drosophilidae. Gene Ontology annotation, molecular function: guanyl-nucleotide exchange factor activity. The record is from RefSeq and is a predicted model, not a curated record. Gene Ontology annotation, biological process: positive regulation of stress fiber assembly; actin cytoskeleton organization.